Cylindrotheca closterium is the source of this 4374-nucleotide messenger RNA. The record is from the annotation of a GenBank genome assembly. Lineage: Eukaryota; Bacillariophyta; Bacillariophyceae; Bacillariales; Bacillariaceae.
AUGGCGGAAGAAGAUGGCUACAACUCCGGAUACGAUUCCGCUCUCAUCUGGAGUGACGAUCCAGAAGAUGCUUAUUUCAGAUCCAUGCAACAAACGGGAGCGAUAGAAUCGGACAGCGUGAUGGGCGACAGUACCCUCGCUGGUAUGAUGGAUACUCCAACUGUCAUGAAUUCGGAACCUAAAAAUGAAUUUGGCGAUGGUUUGAGUUGGGGUGGUCCAGCUGAUCAAUAUGGGGACAAGAGAUCUCGACUGGGAGGGGCUACUGGAGGUCAAUCACCGGGGCGGAACGGCUGGGAUGCUUCUGAUUCAUCCUUGGCAUACACGGUUCCUUCGCAGCAUGGCGGUCGGAGUACUACUGAUUCGAUGGGAUUUAGCGUUGCAGGAAGCAAGAGCACCAACAGUAACAGUGCUUCCCAAUCGACAUCCACGAGUAGAAGAUUAAGGGAUCCUGAUGUUCAGAGUACCACAGAUUCGCUUGGAUUUAGUCAUGCCAGUGGCAUGGCGAAACCGGCAAGGACGACGGGACCCUAUACUGCUUCUGAGCAUGGUAGUUCUAGUGGAUCCAGCGACCUGACUGGGAUCAAAAUGAGUGCUCGUGCAUACCCAGAAUCCAUUGGUGUAGGAAAUGCAGACAUGGAACAAAAUUUGAAGAACGCAAAAGAGGCAUUCCGCAGUCACAACUCGCCACAUGUACCAACUGGUGGAAAGAACGAUGCCUCGCAUCACAGAACUACCGAUUCUGGUGACUUUAGUAGAACCAGCGAUUUGACUGGAAUCAAAUCGAACGGUACCACAUACUCCGUGGUUCCUAGGAGCGUCAUGGAACAGGAUACACACAGCACUACUGAAUCGUCACUUGGAAUGAGCAUGUCGCAUCACCCGGACCACAUUGCAGCAGGUGGAGCCAUGAGCUCUGCCGAACCCGAUAUGAAUGAUAGCACUACAGAUUCGCUUGGAUUUGGCGGUGCGAGUACGAAGUCGGGAAGUCAUACCAGCCGGAAACCUGUAAUCGUUGAUCCAAACGGAGAUGUGGAACCUGAUGUUCGUAGUAGUGCAGAUUCAUAUGGUUUCAGCAAAUCCACUGGCACAGUUUAUACGACAACGGAUGCAACUGUGGCUUCGUUUGACCACGAUUUAAGAAGUAACACUGAUUCGUAUGGAUUUAACAGAACCAGAACAAUGCCAGUGACCAAGCCAGAUGACGUUGACGCCGUUGCUGAAACCCCCGUGAUUGCGAACAGACCACCAAUGGAACCAGCAGAUGUUACAAGUAUGACAGAUUCGUAUGGUUUUAAUAGAUCCAGGACGAUUCCAGUCAACGUACCGAUUGCUAGCGCUGCUCCCACUCCUGUCAUAGCCAACAGACGACCCAUGCAACCAGCAGCUGGGGCUUCUACCACCACAGACUCUUAUGGUUUCGCCGCCGCUAGUGGAGUGGAAAACAGUUUGAGAAGUGCGAGUGUGGCAAGUACCAUGCAGGGGUCGCAUUUGCAAAGAUCAGAGCCUGAACGAAGUGUGGUGCCAGUGCCUUCUUCUGAUAAAGAAAACAGCAAAAGGAGUGAAAUGUCGGAUUCGUAUGGCUUCGUGAAGAGUGAUACAAUGCCGAUAUCCAAUAAGUCUCCUCGUAAAUCUAGGAAUCCGGGCUCUUCUGGUGGUCAAUGGACAACCUUGUUGUCACAAUCCUAUGAAAGAGGCAGCGUGCCCAAGUCGAAUGUGGAAACUCCGAUGCCUGAAAUUCUACCGAAAGAAACUCCACCUGCUGACAACAGGGAAACCAUUUCAGGUCCUUUGUCGGGCAGGCCUCCAAUUAGUCCUCAUCGGAGAAGUCCAUCUGGCGGUAGCAAGAUGUCUGAUUCCUACGGCUUUUCGAAAACGGGGAAUGCCAGCUCAACUGCUCCAGCGAGACAGCCUCCUCGAAACAAUAAUUCUCCUCCCAGACAAAUCAUUACGACCAAGGACCAAGAGCAGGAUAGCAACAUCUCCAAUCUCGCCGUGGCGAGUGGUCUUGGAGCAACCUAUGGCUUGGUGAGAACUGGAACUGUGCAGCCAGAACAAAAAACGUCGCCUGAAAGAGGAGAUCCAGAGAACAUGGCAAAGGUGAGGAGCAUGUCUGAAGAUGAUUCGAAUGAUUUUAUUGCCCCUUGGCCACCCAAUGCUGGGAAUAGUGCAAUGGCUAGUACGUUGUCGAACCCUUCGGCGGCCAAGCCUCGAGAUCUGGUAGACAGAGCUAACGCCGAUGACGCUGCUGGAGGUGAAAAACCGCCACCUCCAGGAUUCAUUUAUUUGUGUGGUGGCAAUCCAGCGCAAGAUCUAGAGUCUGGUGAUAAGGGCCCGGAGGGGAAUAGUCAAAGACGGAAUAACAGGCUUCUUUUCCUCAAGUUGGCUCUGGUUAUUCUCGUUCUGGCUGUUGGUGCUGCAAUUGCUAUGCUGAUUCUGAUCAUUCAGGAAAGCGACAAGCAAGAUCAAGUAUCUUCAAAAUCCAAUACAGCAUCGUCAGCAGCACCUGUGACAUUUCCUCCCAUCUGGAAUCCUACAUCUGCGCCAAGCGUAUUUCCGUCGCUGGUUCCUACCAUGGAGUUUGUGCCGCCUACAAUUUCAUCUUCACCUACGAGAUUCACAAGACAACCAACGGCCGCUCCAACGCGUGGACCACCGACAACAUCUAGACCAACGGUACGGCGAACUCCCGCUCCAACGACAUUUCCUACACAAAAUCCAACCAAGCAACCAACGCCACCGCCAACACCAGGGCCUACGCCACCGCCAACACCGCCACCAACACCAGGGCCUACACCAGGGCCUACACCCCCACCAACACCACCGCCAACACCACCACCAACACCACCACCAACACCAGCUCCAGUCUUGCAAACUUCAACCCCAACAGCAUCCCCAGUCUUGCAAACUCCACCUCCAACAAGCGCAUCACUACUAUCAGCGACACUUGCUCGUUUGAUAGGCGGAGCGCCUCAAUCAGAGCAAUCACUUGCGGAUAUAACUUCUCCACAGUACAGAGCUCUCAGUUGGAUAACGCAAAAUGAUGCAAACGUCGCAAGCUCGUCCGAUGCGGAUUUGCUUCAAAGGUGGACUGCAGUCACUAGCUAUUACUCCUUUGGUGGUGAGCUUUGGGCAAAUUCCAACUUUUGGUUGUCAAAUUUCAAUGAAUGCGGAUGGAAUGGUAUUUCAUGCAACGUUGAUGGCCGAAUAACUGGGAUCGUUUUGAGUUCCAAUAAUCUCCGGGGAACAAUACCAAUGGAAAUAUCACUUGCUUCAAAUUUGACAGACCUUCGACUUGACAACAACAAUAUUGAAGGCGGGCUACCUCCCAACCUCGGUCUCCUCACAAAUUUGAGAUCGCUCAAACUGAAUGGAAACCGAAUUUCUGGUAGUUUGCCAACUCAACUUGGAAGCUUGUCGCAAUUGACGGAAUUGGCUUUGAACGCAAACGAUCUAACAGGAAGAAUUCCCUCUGAAUUUGCUGGCAUGGCGGCAAUUGAACGAUUGGAUCUCUCUUACAACCGACUAAAUGGCGACGUACCAGCUUCAUUUGAUUCCUUGUCAGCAUUGACUAGCCUCAAAAUCGAGAGAAAUGGUGUGGUGGGAAAUCUCCCUUCUGAUUUUUGCUCAAGAAGCCCCCGAGUUCAACUCGCGGCUGACUGUGAGGAAGUUUCUUGCCCUUGUUGCACCGAUUGCUGCGUGGAUAAUGUGGGCUGUAUCGGGGUUUUGGAAAUGCCGAGCACACAACCUUCACCAGCUUAUGAAGGAACAAAAUUCACCUCCUUGAAUCCGACCAACACGCAGGUCGUAACACCUACCCCGACUGUUGUGCCAAUUACCUCUUCGCCAACAGUUUCCCCAGUGACCCCUGCGCCGACUAUUGCACCAGUCACUUCUGCACCAACUGCCGCGCCAAUAACCUCCUCUCCAACAGUUUCCCCAGUGACGGCUGCCCCAACAGCGGCUCCAGCUACCCCUGUCCCGACUGCUGCGCCGCUCACUUCUUCUCCAACGGUUUCCCCUGUCACAGCAGCACCAACAGUGGCUCCUAUAACUUCGGCCCCCACAGUCGCUCCAGUGACUUCUGCCCCGACUGCUACGCCAAUUACUUCUGCACCAACGGUGGCUCCUGUCACAACAGCACCGACAGCGGCUCCAGUGGCUGCUGUACCAAUAACCUCUGCCCCGACAGUUGCCCCUGUGACAGCAGCACCAUCAGUGGCACCAGUUACAUCUGCCCCGACAGUUGCUCCCGUCACCGCCGCUCCGACCGUUGUUCCUGUUACGUCUGCCCCGACCGCUGCGCCAAUAACCUCUGCUCCAACUGCGUCACCAGUGACUUCUACCCCAACAGCGGCCACAGUUAUCACACCUUAG